Molecule: messenger RNA, 3103 nt
Organism: Drosophila eugracilis
Lineage: Eukaryota; Metazoa; Arthropoda; Insecta; Diptera; Drosophilidae
Gene: EDTP
Product: myotubularin-related protein 14
Exons: 6
Coding region: 455-2695 (746 amino acids)
Biological process (GO): dephosphorylation
Molecular function (GO): phosphatidylinositol-3-phosphate phosphatase activity
Source: RefSeq, a predicted model, not a curated record
UACCUUAUAUGUUGUUUUUUUUGGUCGCGGCUGUUUGACGUUUGACGCUUUCUUUCGUUGCGAAUGUAAUAUACUACGUAGCCUACAUUAUUUAAAAACGGAAUCUUAAAGGCAACAAUAAAAACCAAGAGCGCAGUGCGAAGAAAAAUUAAAAAUUUCGUUAGCGACCGUGAAUUUUUGAUGACGUCGCCGUCUUCUAGGGCGUUAAAAGCAAAGCAAAGCAAACAAACGCGAAAAGCGAAACGUGUAAGCGUCGUAGAAGCGAUAAACGCGACUCAAAAUACGCAGCAGAUAAAAUAAAAAAAGAGAGAACAAAAAAAGUCACGAGAAUAAUUGUUCAUAUUUGGCAACUUUUUUAAGUGUAACCGUAAGUGUGCGUUCUGGUGUUUUGUGUGUGUGUGGUUGUAAUUAAGAGGAUAGAAAGAAAUCGAACGGUAAAUGCAGCGACGCAAAAAUGUGCAGCUUGACGUUAAACAACAUGGUCAACGUAACUCAGCAGGACCUACACAAUCUAUUGGAAACUUUCGAAAAAAAGUCCUUCGAGGCGACGGCCUUUGAGGAAGGAACGACGGAGUAUGAGAUCUCCAAGAAAUGCGAAUACCUGUUUAAACUCGACUACAGCCUCAUUGAGCUGGACAAUACAAAUGGACUGCUUAGCCCUCGUUAUCCUGGCCGAAUACUCAUUCCGGAAUGUGAGCACGGACACAUGGCCAAGACGCUGAUACCGGGAAAUGGUCUGUUUGGGCCAGUUGGCGGUGGAUUGGGAGGAGGAGGAUCCUCCGGAACCACAGCAACUGCCACACCUUUAAACAGCAGCGCCGGAAGCACCGGUAGCGAGGGUGUGGGCAUCCAGGCCUUUGUGACCUUUGCAAAUCCCCUGCAGACGCAACAGCAACAGCCUCUCCAACAGCAAUAUCCUUCGCAACAGUCACAUCCCCUUCACCCGCAAUAUCCCUCCCAACAGCCAAAUCCUCUCCAGCAGCAACAGCAGCCAUCGCAACAGCAAUCCCAAAAUACGAUCUACGAGGACCAGUACGAUAUCCAACGAAUGCGGGAAUUGGUAACGAUGGCCAAAUACGCCAGAUGCCGUCAAAGAUUCGCGGUGCCCGUGAUCAUGUACCGCGGGAAGUAUAUCUGCCGAUCGGCCACUCUAUCCGUGAUGCCAGAAACCUAUGGCCGAAAGGUGGUGGACUAUGCCUAUGACUGUCUGAGUGGUGGCAAUUACACGGCGCCAAACGGAGAGGAGAACGAUGCUGACUCCACGGACGAGUCGCUAAUCACCCACAUGCACGACCAGGCGCAGUCGCAGUUCAGUUACGACGAGGUGAUUAAGAGUGACAUACAGCUACUUCACACGCUCAACGUCUCCACCAUUGUGGACCUUAUGGUGGAGAACCGCAAGAUCAAAUACUUUAUGGCCGUUUCUUCAUCAGAGAAGGCGGAUCCGAACAAGCAUUAUAAGAGCUUUAAUCUUCUAUCCCUGCCGUAUCCGGGUUGUGAGUUCUUUAAAAAGUUCCGGGACAACAAUUACAUGGCAAGCAACCUGCACUACAACUGGAAACAGUCAUUUAACGAUGCGAACAUCAAUAUACCCAACAUGGGACCCGCGGCGGAUAUCGAUGUGGUGUGGCCGGAGUACAGGGACUGGGAUCUGGUGGCCAUCACUCAAAACUAUUUGAGAGCUACGCUUAAAUAUGUUCAGGAGGAGAGCUCCGGCCUGCUGAUUCACUGUAUCAGCGGCUGGGAUCGCACUCCGCUGUUUGUUUCCUUGGUCAGGCUGUCCCUAUGGGCCGAUGGACUCAUUCAUCAGUCGCUGAACGCCAUGCAAAUGGCGUAUUUCACACUGGCCUAUGACUGGUACCUGUUUGGCCAUCAACUGCCCGAUCGCCUUAAAAGAGGCGAGGACAUUAUGUUCUUCUGCUUCCAUGUGCUCAAGUUCAUAACAGACGAAGAGUACAGCAUAGUAGAGCAUCGGAAGCGCACAAAGACAUCCAGCAGCAGCGGCAGCAGUGUCAUAGUGAUCAAAUCCGACUGCUGUGACGAUGAACCACUCAAGGAAGACUACAUCCUGGCCUUCGAUCAAGAUAGCAACGACAGCUAUUCAAACUGUUCCAACUGUGAUAUGUCCAUAACAGAUAACUUCUAUGCCACUACGCCAGCGCAAGUCAAUCCGUUGACGAGCAGGUCACCCAAUCCGAAGAGAUCCAGAACCAGCCCCAUAUCAGUACCCGGCUCGAAUGCGCAACAAAGACAGGAGUCUACAUCCUCAAAUGGCAGCUGGCAGGUGGUCACCGAUACGGGUUCCAUUGACUCCAUGAUGAAUGGUAGCUACAUGAUGCGGUUUGUGGCUCAACAGGCGGCUGAAGGUGGCGGCUCCUCAAACAUUCCUCUGUAUAAUGGUGGCAAUGGCUACCACUGCAGCACCAACACAGCAUCGAGCGGCAGUGGAAGUGGAAGUGGGAGCAGCAACAGCAAUGGCAGCUCAACGCACGGUUUCGCAAAUGGUUCCUCUAAAGACAUAGGCGGCAGUUCAAUGGCCAGCAAGCAAUGCAUAAACUUACGAAAGCAACGCCUAAAUGCCGUGCGUGCCAUUUUUAUACAAGCCUAUGGCAAGACGAUUGGACUGAAAUUCAAGGAGGGCUCCUCCAUGAACCUAGCCACCUUCAUUGGCAACUUGGCGGACCAACUGUUUUGAGGAAGCAGCAGCUAUAACCGAUUGUUAGUUUUUUCACCCGCAUUGUUUGUUUCUUGUUAACUGCUGCGCUUUCUAGCAACGACUGUAUUUCGUAUAGACCUGUUGAAUUGCGUUCUUUAGUAACUGUUGACGAUUGUGUAAUGUAAAGCAUAACUGAUUACUGAUAAGCAUCGAACGAACCCGGCGGCUCCUAGACAACGUGCAUAGUACAAGUCCUGACCUCCUCCUGACCCGGCUAACCCGCUCUCCAGUUAUCUAGACUCUCCCGCUCCCAGCUCCUUGUUUGUUUAGUUGUUAGUUUUUUGAGAAUGCAAAGCAAGCGAAUUAUAAAAUGCGAUUCGGAUUAUACAAUAGCCUUAAGUUGUAAUUUAUAGUAAUGUAUUUUUUAAUAAACUUAUGUGCAUUUGA